Neurospora tetrasperma FGSC 2508 is the source of this 1086-nucleotide messenger RNA. RefSeq lists its product as uncharacterized. The transcript is spliced from 3 exons. Bases 81 to 941 code for a protein of 286 amino acids. The record is from RefSeq and is a predicted model, not a curated record. Lineage: Eukaryota; Fungi; Ascomycota; Sordariomycetes; Sordariales; Sordariaceae.
CGAAAACACCGUAGAGGUAGUCGUUGUAGACCUGUACAAAUCCAACAGUCAUCGUGUUCAUAUAUCUCCCAACCUAGACCAUGGCAACGGGCGGCGUUCGACGGUGGUGUAGCAACUUGAUGGCAACCUUGAAGAUGCCAGAGCUACUGCAUGACCCUGGCCGGCUGGACGAAGACAGCGAAGAUGAUGAACAAGCACAGCUCAACAAACAGAGCCUCAAGCGGUGCGAAUACGAGACUGGUGAUGAAACGCCCUCGACAAAGCGACGUUUCUGGCUGCGGACAUUGCUGCUGCUGCUGGGAGCAGUCGUGGGAACAGCACUUGUGACUCAUGUUUUGACUCGUCACUCCAUCUGCCAUGUCUCCCCCACAAGACAACACCAGUCCUCCCAUUCUCCAUCCACACAUCAUGGAUACAGCCAUACUGAGGACACCCCACCGAGCCAUAAAGGCGAAGUGAAGGAAUGCGGGACUUCACCGGAGGAAGCUCGAGCCAGAGGCUGUGUAUUUGAGCAACAGAUGCCAGCCUGGAUUCCCAGAGCGUGCGCCUUUCCAGAAGUUGUUGAGGAGUACAAGGACAACUUUGGAGACAUGAUGACGGACUGGACUUGGUAUUGGGACAGCAACACCACCAUGCAAGUUCCACCGGAGGCAGUGCCGGAUUUGCAGGCGGGUAACUUUUCGGUGAUUUAUACCAAGUACCAGGCUUCGCAUGAUUUGCAUUGCCUUUAUUGCUCCCGCAAGAUCAUCUAUGCGCUGAGCAAGGGCAUCAAGAUGAUGGAUGCCCGGUGCCAUCAGUUCUAUCAUGGAGCGCAUUGCAUCCAACACAUUGGAAAUUCCUUGAUGAUAGCUGAGAGGGGAGAACAGAAAAGGAUACGGACUUGGGUGUACCCGCUCAUGUAUCAUAACUGUGUGCCACUGACUUCGACCCAAGAAUCGUGAGGCCGGCCAUGCAUGUGUGUUGGAGGAGAUACAUAGAGGUACCUUAACUGUACUGUGUAUGUAAGAUUGACACAGGAGGCCCGAGCGUUUUCCCACGUACUUUCAUGAAUUCGAUUUAUUCAUUUUUCUUCCUCCUACAACCACC